Molecule: messenger RNA, 1914 nt
Organism: Fusarium pseudograminearum CS3096
Lineage: Eukaryota; Fungi; Ascomycota; Sordariomycetes; Hypocreales; Nectriaceae
Exons: 3
Coding region: 1-1914 (637 amino acids)
Biological process (GO): DNA-templated transcription
Molecular function (GO): zinc ion binding; DNA binding
Source: RefSeq, a predicted model, not a curated record
AUGCUGCACGGCCAAGAUGUCAUCAUCAAACUUGAACGCGACGCGUCUGCUCUUAAGGCGUUCAUCGUGACUCUCAGGCAAAGUGACGCUGAGAAACGUGAACAAUUGCUUUCAUCCGCUGUUGAUAAUAAUGGGAAUGUCAUCUUAUCAGAAUUAGUAAAGGACGCCCCUCCCAGACAAACCCAACAUUCUUCAAUUGGCUUUCCUUCUCAGCCCGCGAUUGUAUCCGACGACGAGCUGGACAUUGCCAAUUUUGUAUCUGUUGACGAUUCUGGUGAGACUAACAGCUUUGGUCCGUCAUCUGCAUUAUACAACCCAGCAAAGAACAGCCCCGACAAGAUCACGCAAUGUGACCCAGCAUGGAUUGAGAACGUCAAGAAUAGUCUGAUAGCAAAUGCUGCUCUUCAGAGGCAUCUGGAAUAUGGACUCAUGAAGCAUCCAACUAUCGCUGGGGUACAGACGGAGUUGGCAAUGCACUUGCUCAACCUUCACUGGGAUCGUCAACACCACACAUUCCUUCUUACCUACAGACCUGCUGUGAUGCGCGAUUUGCAAUGUUCGGGUCAGUAUUGUUCCACCUUUAUGCUCAACGCCAUCUUUGCCUGCUGCAGCAAGUUCUCGCCUCGUCCUGGGGUCAGAGAAGAUCCUGGAGAUCCAUCGAGUGCUGGUCUCCGAUUUUUUAAUCGGUGUGAUGAGCUUCUUGCACAAAACUCUCUUUUAAUGCGACCACACAUUACAACAAUCGUGGGACUUCUCCUGCUUGGCUCAACAUACAAUGCGCGUGGAGAGACAUCGAAAGGAUGGUUAUAUACUGGUUAUGCUCUACGGAUGGUAUAUGAUUUAGGUCUCCAUCUAGAUCCCAAACAGACAACAGAUCACUCAGAGGAUAUUGAAAUCAAGAGACGAGUGUUCUGGGGCGCCUUUGUCUGCGAUAAGCUCCAGAGCCUUUACUUGGGUCGACCUGUGGCUAUCAAUCUUUGCGACUCCCAAGUAUCACGCGAAUUUCUCGACCUAUAUGAAGAAACAGAGCCAUUUCAUCUUCCCAAUUCGACGGUAGAAUCUACUCCUAGCUUGCCUAGGAAUAUGGAUGACAUGGUUCCCAGGUAUUCAGUAUCGACUUUCCAACAAUUAUGCCUCUUGUCCAAGAUAAUGACGAAUAUCAUCAAUCGUUUCUACGUUGUCGGAGCCACAUUCUCAAACGCCCAGAACAGUCUCUUGAAAAUUGAGCAGGCGUUACAGAAGUGGCGAGAGGACUUGGCUCCCGAGCUCGACUUCCAGCCGUGGACUUCGACCAGGACCCAAGCUCAGACCCCAAAUAUUAUGGUCUUACACAAUCUGUAUUACUCUCUUAUCAUCUUGGUUCAUCGACCUUUUAUCUCAGACGGGCAUCUUCGCUCAACUGGAACGCCCUCUCGAUCAUGGGAGCAAUGCACAGUUGCAGCAAGAUGUAUUACAAGUAUAGCAUCCGUUUACAAGUCGACCUAUGAACUCACUGGAGCGCCUUAUGUUUUGGCAUAUGCAGUCUACGUUGCGUGCACUAUACACGUCCGCAACGCGGCUUCCCAAAGUCACAAGGAGGAGCAUCUAGAUCUGUUGAGGAGGAGUUUAGAAUGCUUGGAUGAACUUUGCAUUGCGAACCCUGGCGUUGCCAAGCCGGCCAAUAGUAUCAGGCGCCUUAUCGAAGCUAGUCGUCUCAACUUGACAGUUGGAGAAACUAACUCUGCCAUUGUAACUGAUAUUUCGCUCGACUUGGAUGCAAUUCACAAUUCAUUCAAUGCAACAGAGUGGCCCUAUCAAAAUUACGACAUGAGCACUGGGGAUGCAGACUACAGUUUGCCACUCGAUCCAUUGUUUGGCUGGAUCAAUGUACCAACGCCGUCGUUAGACCAAGACACACAACUGCCACUUAUCUAG